AUGAUAGUAAUCAGGUCCAUUGAGUCACGAUCUCGCACGACCGUUGUCCCUUCCUCUUCCAAGUUCCUGCGUCAAACGCCGACUCGACCCAAGUCAGUCAACGAAACAUACUAUCGGAUCCAAAGUGCCCGACGUAUAGCUCUGACCUGA
Heterobasidion irregulare TC 32-1 is the source of this 150-nucleotide messenger RNA. RefSeq lists its product as uncharacterized. The coding region runs from base 1 to 150 and encodes 49 amino acids. The transcript has 2 exons. NCBI's taxonomy places the organism in Eukaryota, Fungi, Basidiomycota, Agaricomycetes, Russulales, Bondarzewiaceae. The record is from RefSeq and is a predicted model, not a curated record.